AUGGUGUUAAAAAUACUCCAAAUGAUUCAUUAUGCACCAUGUGAUAUGUUUCUAUGUGAUACUCAAAUUGGUUGUGUUGCUAUACCAAAAGCAAAUUGUCCAGAACCAAACCAAUGUUAA
Messenger RNA from Dictyostelium discoideum AX4, 120 nucleotides. RefSeq lists its product as hypothetical. Lineage: Eukaryota; Evosea; Eumycetozoa; Dictyosteliales; Dictyosteliaceae. The transcript has a single exon. The record is from RefSeq and is a predicted model, not a curated record. Bases 1 to 120 code for a protein of 39 amino acids.